This is a messenger RNA of Saccostrea cuccullata (small rock oyster), 3934 nucleotides long. RefSeq lists its product as uncharacterized. Bases 1 to 3015 code for a protein of 1004 amino acids. The transcript has 13 exons. The record is from RefSeq and is a predicted model, not a curated record. NCBI's taxonomy places the organism in Eukaryota, Metazoa, Mollusca, Bivalvia, Ostreida, Ostreidae.
AUGUCAAAAGUUUAUGAGAGUACAGAGAACAAAGAUGCAUCCCCCAGUAAUUUUAUGCCACAGAUGAUGUAUAAGAACUUUGGACACAUUGUCUAUUCGUGCCCUCAGAAUGAAAAAGAAUUCACUGCAUCAGGGGACAGACUUAAUUGUUCGUUGGACGAAAAUGGACGUAAUCAGUAUGUCUGUGCUCCAGAUAAUGAGCAGUCAAUGUUGGUGGAAUUCUGUUUCAAAGGCUUAGUCGGUCUUUAUGAAAAAGGUAAUUGUUUGGAAGUGUUGGAUAAUGGCUAUUUGAACCAAAUCAGCUGUCGUGAUUUUAGAGAAGGAUGUCCUACUAAUCACUUCUUUAUUUCUGACCUAUAUAAAUUUCCAGCUUGUCAUGAGAUAAAUCCACACAUGAAAUGUUUCUUGGCAGAUCCUGCUUGUCCAAAUAUAACUGCAGCAGGUACAGAUGAUGGAAAAUCUUUGUCUUCCUCAAGUAUUUUAGCAAUCACAUUGGGAUUACUUAUUCCCAUUCUGCUCAUGAUAACCAUAGCGGUGCUGAUUGUUUUGAAAAAAUGGAGAACGAAUUUAACUCAGCAGACAGGAGUUCCCCACGAUAGAGAACUGCUCAUUCCUUAUACCGACUCAAGUAAAAGAGAUGCAGAAAUUCAAAAUGGAAUCCACACAGGAAGUUUGGAUGCGUUUCAAGCAAUGUCUGGCGAAGAGGUAUCCGUCCUAUUUUGCUUUUUGUGCUCAGACGCUGAUAUUCCUGACUUCACUGACAUAUUCUGGCUUAAGAUAUUCAAUCAGAUUCGUCUAUACUGCGAUAAGGAAACUAAACCCAGUGACAAUCUUAGAGUGAUUAGACAUAAAAGUAUUCAGAAAGAAAAUCUAACAAGUGAGGAUGCUCUCCAGACUCUAGAAAGACUUAAAACAACUGAAUUUCUUUACCAUGAUCAGAAUGGGCUUCACAUCACUGAGGAUGCCGCAGAUGAAACUAUAUACUGUAUAAUUCAGCGUUCCCCCUUGCAUAGCGACUAUAAUCUCUUUUUAUUCAGUUUCACCACAACUUUGAAAUACUUUAGAUCUCAUGGAUACCACAGAAAUUCUCAAGAAAAAUGUGUGAUAAGUGGAAGCUUGGUCUGUGAUACUAUCAUCGUAUAUCGUCUACAGAUGGACAUUCUAAUACAUAAAACUUUGGAGGACACAAACAUUUUCUCUCGUGUUUUUCAGAUUUUGAAUAUUCCUGAGUCUAUAUUAAAAGAAGAUGUGAAUCAACGGAGAAAUUUUUUAAGGGAUUUGGAAAAAAGAGGAGAGGUUGUCCAUUAUAGUGGAAAACCACAGACAUGUUUACAGGUAGAAUGGAUUCCUAGAUUCUGGAGGCCUGGCAUUGUGCGAUCCUGUGUAGGGCCUCAUCCUCAAAUGGAUAUUUACAUCAUUAAUAACAAGGCUUACCGAGAGCAAAGUGAAUAUCACCACUUUUCAUGGGAUGUUAAAAGUCAGCUCUAUUGCCUCCUUUUUAUGGAUAACUAUGCUCUUGAUGUCGACAAUGAUUCUCAUAAAGCUGUACUAAAGAAAAUCAGAGAGAAAUAUUGUGCAGAAGAGACUUUAUCUGAUGAUUUCGAUCUUUCUCAUUUUCCGAAAUUUUGCGUAAAAUCACGAAGCAAUACUGUGACAUUUUUAUCGGACGACACACGGCAUGACGUCUUGUAUGCGUUUGCAACGGAAUGUCUUUUGGACGAUGGUGAUUUGGAGUUUUUCCUGACAACUGCUUCUCGACAUGUGCUUUCCGAAUACUGUAGGUCUUGGAAUUAUAAGAGGAAGGAGAAAGAAAGGUGCAUUUUUAUUCCAAACAGACCAAGGCAAUUGUACGAAUGUUUUAUUAACAAGCUAGGACUUGACAUUAUAAAACACUGCACCGUAUCGGACCAAAAUAUUCACGGGAAGAUAUUUGAAUGUCUGAAAGUCCCAGAAGAAAUAUUACAAUGGGGUCAGGAAGCCCGGAAAGAGUAUGUAGAGUGUGCAAAGAGGGGGACACAAGAGAUCCACCACGCCAGAGGGAUGAUUGUGGGGUGUGCCCAAGCUGGAAAAACAACACCGCUGAAACGUCUUUUACGAUGUAGCAAUAAGGAAAUUCUGAAUGUCACUCCAACAGAAGGACUUGAAGUCCACGAGAAAAUACUUCAGAUUUCUGAUGAUUCCAAAUCACUCAAUGCAACAUCAUCGUCGAAAAGUGGAAGAAAUGAAAAUACACUAGAUCAUAACAGAAAAACGUUAAGUUUAUUUGACUUCGGAGGACAGUGUGCCUACUAUGCCUGUCAUCAAAUCUAUUUGACCAGGAAAGCUUUCUAUAUUAUUGUGGUAGACGCCUCAAAGAACCUCGAUGAUAAAGUGAAUAGGGAAGUUUGUGAUCAAAAUGGGACCUUGUUUUCCGAAUGGACGUACGGUGACUAUUUCGUAUUCUGGAUGAAGUCCAUAUAUACAUACUGCGGUGAAGAAAUUGGAAGUACACUACCAAGAAUAAUUAUCAUAGUAGCAACACACUGGGAAAGCAAAUAUUACAAGUACAAGAAUGAAGAGAAAUUUAUAGAAGCUCUACAAAGCAAAAUUCCUAGAAAUUCACAUUUACUGCAAUACGUAGGAAAGCACAAUUGCUUUUUUACAAAGUUUUCUCUCAGAAGAAACCGAUGUGAUGUUUCUAAACGGUUUUAUCUAGAACCCUUGGAUGCUUUAGAAAGACAAAUCAUAGACAUAAUCUUAGAGAAAAGGUGGGAGGUGGAUAUACCGAGAGAAAUGAAACUCGAUCAAAGAAAAAUUAAAUGGAAAAUCUUGAAAGAGCAAGAUAUUGAAAUGAAGAUUCCGAGAGAAGGUUCGCUGGAUUACACUCAGACACAGGCGUCUAAGAAGACUAUGCUACGGUAUUUUCACGACGCAGGAAAAGUUCUGUACUUUAACGAAGAGGGUUUAGAGGAUUCUGUCAUCAUUGACAUACAAUGGUUUAUAGACGCCUUUAAAAAUAUAAUCACAGACAAGUAACAUUUGAAUGGAAUUGAUGUUACGAUGGAAGAUUGGGACGAGUAUUAUAAUACUGGGCAUCUAAAGGAUCGUACUCUUGAAGCAAUCUGGAAACGUAACGAUGAUGUGUUAGAAAAGCAACUGACUGAGAGCAUCAGAAAAGACGACAAGCAUGAAAGCUUAGAUGAUCCUGAUUUUCCAAACGAUGAGGUUUAUUUCAUUUUUAAAGAACCAUCUGCUAGUCUGGAAAGCGAAAGCACUCUUCAAACAAUGCACAAUUUUCAAUAUCAUCGAAACGUUCUUUUGAAUUUUAUGGAUAGACUUGGAUUAGUGGCUGCUGGUUCGGAAUCUCACUACAUACCUUGCAUGAAUCGUAAAGAAUUUGAUCAGGGAACUCGAAGGUCGCUUCAGGAGAUAAAAAACAAAUCCUCUAUUUUAGUCUUCCGCUUUAAUUUUUUGCCUUACUUUUUAUUUUUUCGCCUUGUUGUUGGCUGCAUGCAAGAAGAAGGAUGGGUUGUAUGUAAAAACAGGAACGUGUCUUGUCUCUACAGAAAUGUUGCUUUGUUUUCUUUUAUUGAUCAUCGUAUUGCAAUUGCAGUUACAGAAACGUCUAUUCAGCUUCAAGUUUAUCAGCCAGAGUCAUCCCGUUUACUGGAUGAAGAGAAAACUGAAGAUAUUGGAAGUUUUGUAGAAAAAAUAUUGAAGAAACUUUCAGGUACAUUUCAAGAAAAAAUUGAAUUUGAGAGGGGCUUUAGUUGUAAAGUGGAAAAUGAGCAAUCAAUAGCAAUGGACAUAGAAGAAAGCUUUAUUCCGGAGAAAGAUAUUGUACCGGGAAAGAACAAGGUAUGUCCAGUGCAUCAAGGUGAGGAUUUCCAUUUUAUUAACACGGAAAACUUAACAAAAUACUGGAAGAAAAGACAUAAAAUAUUAUAUCGACGAU